ACCAUUCUCCUUUUAAACAACAUGGCCGGCAAAGGUGUUGAUUUAGAAUUGAAAAAAGCUUUUCAAGAACUUCAAGCAAAAGUGCUAGAUACUACUCAGAAGCUGAAAUUAGCUGACAUACAAAUUGAUGUCUUUACAAAAGCCAUCCAACAUGCUCAACUUACCCAAAAAGAACUGAAGUCAUUUCCAGAUGAUGCUAGGAUGUAUAAUGGUAUUGGCAGAAUGUUUUUAUUAACGAGCCCUGAAGAUAUAAAUAGUAUGCUUUCAAAGAAAAUAAGUACAUCUCAAGAUAAAAUUAAAGAAUUAGAGACAAGUAAAGCUUAUUUGGAGAGAAGCAUGAAAGAAAGUGAGGAAAAUCUUAGAGAACUUGUAGCAAGUAAACAAAGAGACCGUUGACGCAACUUGUUGACUUUGUGUUUUGCUGUUUUUUUUUUCAUUCAAAAGUUAAAACUUCUUUCAUUUUACUAAUGGCACUUGAUCAUUAAUGAAAUGAGAAUUGUUCAAAAUUACAUUUGUUUAUUUAUACCAUUUUGUAUUGCACUUGAAUAACCAUCUUGUAAUAAAUGUUUUAUAAAGUUUA
Uloborus diversus is the source of this 580-nucleotide messenger RNA. It is a transcript of the gene Pfdn1, whose product is annotated as prefoldin subunit 1-like. Gene Ontology annotation, molecular function: protein folding chaperone. NCBI's taxonomy places the organism in Eukaryota, Metazoa, Arthropoda, Arachnida, Araneae, Uloboridae. The transcript has 4 exons. The coding region runs from base 22 to 396 and encodes 124 amino acids. The record is from RefSeq and is a predicted model, not a curated record. Gene Ontology annotation, biological process: protein folding. Gene Ontology annotation, cellular component: prefoldin complex; cytoplasm.